Molecule: messenger RNA, 824 nt
Organism: Hyalella azteca
Lineage: Eukaryota; Metazoa; Arthropoda; Malacostraca; Amphipoda; Hyalellidae
Product: C-type mannose receptor 2
Exons: 6
Source: RefSeq, a predicted model, not a curated record
GCACAGCGACGGCCGAGUGUCCCACUGGCUACGAGGUCGUUGGGUCCAAGUGCAUCCACCUCCAGCAUGGUGCCAAACUCUCGUACGACCAGGCGGUCGCCUACUGCCUUCAGCGCUUCGGCAGGCUACCCGUCCUCCAUGACGUGGCCGCCUUCACUGACGUCGCCACUUUUGUCAACGAUGGAUACUCAUCAAACACGAAGAGCGGCUACUGGUUAGGCGCGACCAAUUCAACUGCUACGCACGUCUGGCAGUGGAGCGAUGGCUCGGCUGUGCAGAUGGGCGCUCCGUUCUGGGCUUACAAUGCUCCAUCGAAAGGGAUAUUUGAACCCAAUGGCGGGAGAACGGAGGACUGUGCCGGGAUCUAUUCCUCUCGGGACUGGGCGGUCCAUGACUUACCAUGUAACACCAACUGGAAUCCUGUGUGCUCGAGAAAUCCAGUGAAUGGCUUGUGCGCACAUCCGUUUGGUUUGGUGGGCACGCAGUGCGUUCACGUAAUUCUCAAAGAACACAACUGGACUGACGCGCGCACUCAGUGUGGAUUGGUCGGUGGAGACUUGGUCAUUCUAGAUGACUACGACAAGUACAGGAAACUGUUCCUCUACUUCCAGCAGCGUAUAGAUUGGAAUCUAAGCGCACUGUGGAUUGGCGGCUCAGACCUAGCCGUGCAGGGACAGUGGCGCUGGGUUGAUGGUUCGAAGAUGGCCAUGGGGUUGCCCUACUGGGGGACGGUGGACGCUUGUGGUUCAAUCGUUCAUGUUUUUCAUCUCAAAAAGCACAUUUCUCAAAAUCAAACCACAUAUCACUCCACUUAUCAAAAAUAG